Messenger RNA from Hermetia illucens (black soldier fly), 2045 nucleotides. RefSeq names its product esterase E4-like. NCBI's taxonomy places the organism in Eukaryota, Metazoa, Arthropoda, Insecta, Diptera, Stratiomyidae. Bases 275 to 1981 code for a protein of 568 amino acids. The transcript has 10 exons. The record is from RefSeq and is a predicted model, not a curated record.
UAGCGAAAGAGUUCACAAAUGUUAUCACACAAGCAAGUCUAGCUGUUGAAAAAAUACUUCACAUUAGGUCAUAACGUUAUAUUUGCUUAAUAUCUGAAUUGAGGGAACACUGCAUUAUUGGAAAUUCUCUGGCUGGUAUCAUUUUAACUCUAUUAGUGUAGUGAUAGCACCUAAAGCUUCCAAUCGUAACGAACAAGAAAGGUGUGCUGGAGACAGUGGACAUCAGUAUUCAAAUCCACACGGUCAUCGCUUAGUAUUUAAAAAAGUUUAAGAAAUGUUUGUUCUGUUUAAUUUCGUUUUACUGUUAACUGUGUUCAAGUUGAAUAAUGUUUUGGAUUGUGAGGGUGUGAGAUUGGUUCCGAAAACGAGAUUACCCCAUGGCGGAAUCCUCGUUGGAUCUUAUAUAGACACCGCGAAUGGAAAUCAAAUUAGAGCAUUCAGAGGCAUUCCGUACGCUAAACCGCCUGUGGGACAUUUAAGAUUCAGACGUCCAAAACCAGCAGAAACAUGGACUGGUGAGAGGCUCGCGAACAGUGAUGGAAACGCUUGCCUGUCCCAAAACAUCUUUGAACGAGAUUUCAGAACAGUGGGCGACGAGGAUUGUCUAUAUCUUAAUGUGUACACACCUAAGCAAACUAAUCGGGAACCGCUCUCAGUCAUGGUUUGGUUCCAUGGUGGUGGAUAUCUCUCAGGCACUGGAAAUUCAGACCUAUAUGGACCUGAACGAUUGUUAGACCAUAACAUCGUUCUGGUUUCCGGGAAUUAUAGACUUGGCGUGUUAGGCUUUCUCAGUACCGGAACUAAAGAUUGCCCUGGAAAUAAUGGAUUGAAAGAUCAGGUAAUGAUACUGAAAUGGGUAGAGGAAAAUAUUGCAGCUUUCGGAGGGAAUCCAAACGAUGUGACUAUAUUUGGACAAAGCUCAGGAGGCGCAAGUGUUGGGCUUCAUAUGUUUUCGCAUCUGUCUAAAGGACUAUUCCAUAAAUCUAUACUACAGUCUGGAACAAAUUUUAAUGUAUGGGCAGUUGGAGAAGAAUCUGUUAUACUUGAACGAACAAAAAAAAUUGGAAGACUGCUAGAUUGUUCUAAACGAGGCGAUAAUUGGAAACCAUUUAUUGACUGUCUUCGUACGAAGCCAGCUGUCGAAGUUGCGUCAACUAUUCUUGAGCUAUUUGAAUAUGACAUCGAUCCUGCAGACGUUUUACCACCAGUAGUUGAACCUGACUCUAAACGAGCUUUCCUAACGAAGCAUCCGUACGAAUUCGAAAUUGCACCAAGCGCCAACGUCCCCGUGGUGGUAGGCAUUUUAAGUGAAGAUGGAGCAAUGAAAUCAGGACCUUUGCUCAACCUCAGAAAAAGAGAUUUUACCAAAAGAUUUAGGAAAGCUCUUCCAAUAAUCUUAUUUUAUGACCAUAAACCCGAGUACAUCCGAAACGGAAUCACAGAUCGAAUCGAUGAAUUUUAUUUCCAGAGAAAACACAAUUGGUCCAAGGAAAACCAUUACAAUUUGACCAAUCUCUUUACAGAUGCGUGGUUCGGAUGGGGUAUGGAUAAAUUUUUGCGGAACAGAUUCGACACUGCUGCUUACACAGAAGUUGGACCAACGUACGUAUAUUUAUUUGACCAUCGAGGGCCAAUGUCAGUGAGUGUAUAUUUACAAGCAGGACCCGAGUAUUAUGGAGUUUGUCACCUUGAUGAAUUGCUAUAUUUGUUUUUCUUCAAAUCGCUUAAUAUCCAAGGAGACAGCAAUGACGAUAAAAUGAAAUGGGCGCUGCCGUAUAUGUGGACAAACUUUGCAAAAACAGGGAAUCCAACUCCUAGAACUUCAGAAAUUUCCAAAUGGAUACCGGCGAAUCAGUUCCCUUUGAAUUACGCGCAUAUUGGACGGAAAACACUUUGGGACUGGACAAUCCUGUCCAAUGAAGUAGGUUUUCGUGAAGAACGAAUGCAGUUUUGGAGAGACAUGGAAGAGAUUUUUCAUUGACACAUGCAGCAGCAAAUUAAGUAAGAAAUGAAAAUCAAAAUACAGAUUGCUUUAAAUAAAUGAA